This is a messenger RNA of Frankliniella occidentalis (western flower thrips), 1008 nucleotides long. RefSeq lists its product as uncharacterized. The transcript has 4 exons. The coding region runs from base 1 to 1008 and encodes 335 amino acids. NCBI's taxonomy places the organism in Eukaryota, Metazoa, Arthropoda, Insecta, Thysanoptera, Thripidae. The record is from RefSeq and is a predicted model, not a curated record.
AUGGGGGAAAUGGAUGGGAAUGGGGGAAAUGGACGGAAAUUGACAGAUGGCUUGGAAAUUAAUGGAUUGACUGCAUCUAAUGGACUGCGAGUCUCGGCAGCCCAACUCCGAGCAUUGUGGUGUCACGACAAUGAAUGCGGGAGGAAGUACAUGAAGGGGUGUCCGUUACGAACUUGUUCAGCAUUAGAUGGAUUAUCAUGUGGAGAAGCUGAGGGUGAGGGACAAGGUCUCACAUCACAAGAAUUCGAAUUGUUGAAAAUUAGAAUUGGGGAAAUGUGGAGGAUAGCGUCGACUUUGUUCGAGGUAUUCAUCCAGAAGGGUGCAGAGUUGGAGGGUUACCGAGUCCGGGUUAGGACUGAUAAACCACUUAAUGUUUCCAUCAAACCACUGGAAGCUAUAGAAUUCGGUUGGAUAGCCCAGAUUCCAAAAGAGUUGGCUUUGGCACAUGUCUUUAAUAGGAGUGCACUUGAACCUAACGGAUAUUUUGGGGGACCGGUUAGCUAUAUGAACUGGUGCGAAACUAAAAAACAGAAGGUUGCAGUCAUUACAUGUGAGAGCCAUUCCAUGUGCAGGAUAUACUUGUCUGGUUCUCACGGUCCUGGCAAGGAGCUCAAGUGGGAUUACGGUCGCACAGAGAUGCCCAUACUUCAUGAUUGGUUCUUGCCUGAGUGUUGUCAGUUGUCCACUGUUGAUCCUGUAGAGAAGAAGCGGCAUGAAAAGUACAGCAGCAGUAGACGGAUCCACUGGUUUACAGAGUCGUGUGUCCUAUGUGGGGAGCUCUUUUCAAUUGCUAAUAAGGAAUUUAGAGUCCAGAGGAAGCAGCACUUCAUUGGAAAGCACGCAAACUUCCUGGGCAGUCUUUGGGAUGGAUGCGGCUCCUAUGAUUUAGAAAAAGUUUCUCGUGACACUUUGCUGUACAUGGCUGAAAAACUGAAUCAUUUCUUGAAUGAAUUGAAAACUAUGAAUUGGGGCUUGCUUCCUGCAUGCAAAGUCUUCAAUGAAGAGUAA